Molecule: messenger RNA, 1051 nt
Organism: Macadamia integrifolia
Lineage: Eukaryota; Viridiplantae; Streptophyta; Magnoliopsida; Proteales; Proteaceae
Exons: 3
Coding region: 528-905 (125 amino acids)
Source: RefSeq, a predicted model, not a curated record
ACUACAGAGCAUAAAAUGGCAACGAACGAGCUCCAUUUUCGGGGACAAUGGAUGAGUUUUUUCCAUUAUUUUCAAAAGCUGCAACAGAAAGUGUUCAGCUUUGGAAGAAGAAACAAACGAGUGGUGCAGAGUUGGAAUUGCUAGCGAAACCAACUGCGAACAUGAGACCGCAAAUGGAGCAGAGAUGUCGGAGAGGUCGUUUCAGUUGGGUUUGGAAACCAAAAUUCAAGGAAACCCGGAAGACGGAGAGUUUAUUAAGGAUGAGGAGAGGAGUAUCUCCAAUUUUGAUUCUGAUUUUUUGUCUUCUGAAGCAUCUUUCUUUGCUUGGGCUUUCAUUGGGAAAGGAGAAAAAGUCUCCGAUUAUGAAGAAAGAUUUGGGGAAGUUUUCGAUUGAGUAAGAGAUCAGAGCCCGAAGAGUAGAAGAGAGAGAGAGAGAGAGAUCGCUUCGCAGAUUAGGACUUACGUCUUAGACUAUAUCUCUUCAGGCAACCAAAAGGAUAAGGAUAAGGAAUCGGGAGUGAUCAUCGAUGGAGACGAACAUUGUUGUUGGGGAUUCACUUCCAUUCAAAAUUGAAAAGGAUCAUGAAUCGUCAUCUCAUUCAGAACUGAAGACAGAAGAGAAGCGCAAGGUACCCAAGAUACUGGUUUCAAAGAUUAAUCUAGAUGAGAUCAAGAAGGCUUCUCCAUUGGUCACCAUGACACCUACGAGGCGAGGGAGACUGCAGAAACAAUCAAGUGUAAAGUUAAACUGCUUGUGUUCGCCUACCACACAUGUCGGAUCCUUUAGGUGCCGACAUCACAGAAAUUCCAGUCUUAGUCGCUCUGGCGUUUCUGUUGGCUCCAACCUUUCCGAGUUAGCUGCAAAGUCGGCUGCCUCAAUCGGCAACUCUCUACAAGCUCAAUAGGGCCUAGCUAUUGUUGGAAUGGAUUUAACCUUUCUUCUCUUUUAGUUCCAUGUAUGUCAAGGAUGAUGGAAUUUGAUUAUUUGCCAUUGUAAUUGUACUAAUAUGUGUAAAGGGUUUGAUAAGUUUUAUCUUGUUUCCAUUCUUUU